AUGAAGAGAUGCGCCCUCUUCUCCGGUAGCAUCACUGGAAAGUGCUCUGCGACAGCGACUCGAAUUUCUUCAUUGCACGCAUCACAUAAGCCUCGAGAGCUUCGAACAAGAUGGGAGCUUCCACAGCUCAAUUCCAGUAUUCAGCAUAGGGGAUUUCUCGAGACACCAUUGAAGAAGAGUGAACCAUGGCUCUCGCAUACUUCGGCGAACUAUAAUUCAGCUACGCCCCUAGCAGCAUACCGUAACACUGCAGUGCCAGUUGGUCGCGGUCCAAGUAGUAGAAGGUGGAAUUCGGAAGCCUCGAGCACUCCUUCAGUUGAAAACGGGUCUGUUUCAAAUGAUUCUCCUGUUACUUUGGAAGCUUCAACAGUCAAACCCCCAUCUGAUCCCAAAAUUGAAGAGGAUCAGGACUUAGAACCAACUUUCAAGCGUCGUCCCCUUCCAGUCCCUCCUCUUAUGAAUCCUGCAUUUCUCAAAGCCAGAGAGAAACACAAACUUCGCAAACCACGACCCAGCAAAGAGCCUACCGAUUUCCAGCGACAGCUUGCAAAGAACCCCUACGCUCUAGCCCUAGCAACACCUAUCCGAAGGUGCCUACUCACCAACGUCAAGCUACCUGCUUAUUUCCUGCAAGACUUCAUGGUAAUGCUAGAUCCCCUGACGGAAAAGCCGUGGUAUGUGCCAGCUAGUCUAUCAGAUAAACACCAGCCCCGAAAGGACCCUCCGAGUGUAGACACGGAAGACGAAUCGGGGAUGGACAUCGGGAACGACUACCCGCAACAUCACAGGAUAGGAUUCAAGGUGUACACGCUCAACAGCAAAGUCACUAUAGAUGCUAUGCAAGAUAUGGCAGGUUAUAAGCGCAACACCAAGGAUCAAAGGGCAUAUAGCCAGCAGACUUUUGUCCCCCCGCGGAUGCGAGAAUUCAAAAGCGCCGUGCGAGCGUAUGCCACCUCGAAAUGGAGACCAGACAUGGGGGAUUUCGUUUUUGAGUUGAUGGGUCGGCGCAUGGUGUCAGCGCUUAAACAUCUCUGGGGAUUGAAGAGAGGCUAUCUGGUAGGGUGCACGGAUUGGGAUGAUGCGUUGAAAAAGCCGCAAAUUGCGGCUGUCCUCUGGCUGGGCAAGGCAGGAGACGAGGAGGCGGAAGGGCCGCCUGAGUUUGCGACGCUUGAUGUCGGGACCCAGACUUACGACGAAGAUGGCCCAGGUUUGGGAAAGAAGAAGCGCAAGGUACCGGUCUUCAACUUGAAGACUUUUCUUGAAACGGAGAAACUGGCUGAGCUGAGAGCACUCGCUCCAAAGAGCGAACUUCUCGUUUUGAAACACAAAAAUGCUACAGUGGAGAUGCAGUCCAGGCUGUGGAAGCUGCAAGGAUAUAUGGCGCGGCAUCAAUAG
Molecule: messenger RNA, 1395 nt
Organism: Drepanopeziza brunnea f. sp. 'multigermtubi' MB_m1
Lineage: Eukaryota; Fungi; Ascomycota; Leotiomycetes; Helotiales; Drepanopezizaceae
Source: RefSeq, a predicted model, not a curated record